UCCCCACUCCCCGAGCUCAUCCUUGAGUGUCUGCCAUCCUCUCCCACACUCCCACCCCCAAUACUUCCUCCCAGCACAGCCCCUACCUGUUACCUCCACCUCCCUCCAUGACCCAGCUCUGCUUACCCAGGCCUGAAGCACAUGCUUAUCCUAUCCCUGUCCCUCCCAGGGGCCUGGGUGCCGGGGAGGGGUUGGGUAGUUCAGCCGGUCCAUGUGUGUCCUCCUGGGGCCCUAGCCCGGCCCAGCUCCUGGACAGUGUCCUAGGGCUGGGGGCACUAUUGCUGACGAUUCGGGCAGUCUUUUCCAUGGCUGGCCCAGCCUUGCUGUUGCUGCUGUUACUGGUCAGCUUCCUGGCCUUCGACCUGCUCCACAGGCCUGCAGGUCCCAUGAGACCACAGCACACACUUCUUGCAGGGGGCCAAAAUCAGGGGGCUGGAGAGGGUCCAAGACAGCAGGAGGCUCUAUUCCUGCAGACAGCGGCAGUCACAGGACAACUCAGCCUCCAGGAGGCUCUGCUGCUGUUGCUUCUGGGGCUGCAGCUGCUCCUGGGAGCCCAAGGCGUGCCUUUGACACUGCUUGGCCUGGCUUUCUGUAUCCAUCCUUGGGUCUGACUGCCCUCCAGAAAUAUACUGAUCAAGGUUCAUCUCCAGGUUUCCUUUCCUCCCUCCUGGUCUGGGCAGGUGGGAUGGUACACCUUUGUCUCCAGCCUAAACCUCAUUGGACCUCUGGCCCCACAAUAUGGACAGUGGAUACCUGGGUCUGAUUCUAGACAAUGUUAGAAGGUUAGAUAAAGGACAAGGAGCCCAGGGCAAGAUGCGAUAGCCAUCUCAGAACACACAGUUUGAGGCUGGUCAUUCUGGUCUCCUCUGGUUCUACAGAAUGAAGGCCCAGAGAGAAAGACCUGCAAGAAAGUGGAAUGGGACUCAUCAGCCAGUAGGGAAGGGACCGGGAUCCAAGAGGGCUUUCCACAAGAAAGCAUGAGAAACUACACGUAUAGGCUCCCAGGCUCCCCAGGCUCCCCUGCCAGCCUGAAGGGUCCAUGGAGAGAGGCUCAGCUGAGUUUCACACCAUGCAGUGGCUUCUUUCUUAGCUGGACCCCACCCCAGUCCGGGUCACAAUGGGACUCCUCUGGGGAGGGGGUGGGGGAGAGUGAAAGAGGGGCUCGACUCUGGCUGCCAGGCCUCCUGGGUGUUGUAGGAAGCAACAUGACUUAGGGACAUUUGCCCAGAGGUAAGAUCCAGACCCCAGCUCAAAGCCCCACCCUACCCACACUGGUGCCCUC
This is a messenger RNA of Phyllostomus discolor (pale spear-nosed bat), 1282 nucleotides long. It is a transcript of the gene C9H20orf141, whose product is annotated as chromosome 9 C20orf141 homolog. NCBI's taxonomy places the organism in Eukaryota, Metazoa, Chordata, Mammalia, Chiroptera, Phyllostomidae. The record is from RefSeq and is a predicted model, not a curated record. The coding region runs from base 108 to 611 and encodes 167 amino acids. The transcript has 2 exons.